GUCUUGUUCUUUUGGUCUGUUUUCCUGCUCUCUCUUCGCAUACUCACGUUCCUUUAACCACCAUCUUGCUACUUCUGUAGCGUCCAUUCAUUUGUUGAUUUUCUCUCACGCCAUCCAAUUCGCAAAAACCUUACGCUCUUUAUUUGAACCCUCGUACACGAAUAUCAAUGAACCCUCUGAGACAACGUUGAAGCUGUUCUAUUCCUGUCGAUCACCCACAAUCAACAACAUACAAUACUCAACAAUCAACAACGUAGACCAAAAGAAUUUCUGAAUUUCUGAACUUCUCGGAUUUCACGAUUUAUUGCAACAAUCACAUCAAACGCCAAAAUGCGUACGACAAAUCUCAUAUCCUUGGGCUUAGCAGCUCUUGCACUUCCAAGUCAAGCUAUCGACCUCGACAUCAACGAUGAUGCAUCCAUCAAAUCCGCCGCCUCGACGGUCGCAUACGGCAUGAUGAAAUACUACCACGGCAACGAAACCGCACAAACGAUAGGAGAACUGCCCUGGCCAUACUACUGGUGGCAUGCAGGAGCAAUGUGGGGAUCCAUGAUGGACUACUGGUACUACACAGGCGACACGACCUACAACAACGUAACCACCGAAGCCAUGCUCUUCCAAGCCGGCGACGACGACGACUACAUGCCCUUGAAUCAAACAAAAUCGGAAGGAAACGACGAUCAGGCUUUUUGGGGCAUGGCCGCCAUGUCCGCCGCCGAGGUCAAUUUCCCAAACCCGCCCGCGAAGAAACCGCAAUGGUUGGCUUUGGCCCAAGCGGUGUUUAACACGCAAGCUCUUCGCUGGGAUACCAAAUCUUGCGGUGGUGGGUUGAGAUGGCAGAUUUUCACCUUCAACAAUGGAUAUAAUUACAAAAACUCGGUGUCCAACGGUGGAUUCUUCAACUUGGGCGCCAGACUGGCAAAGUACACCGGCAACACCACUUAUUCGGAUUGGGCUUCCAAGACAUGGGAUUGGAUGGAAGAGUCGGGCUUGAUGACGGAGGAUUAUUACGUCUACGAUGGUUCCGACACGACAAAGAAUUGUUCAUCUGUUGAUAAAAUCCAAUGGACAUACAACGCCGGUAUCUUUUUACUCGGAGCGGCUACCAUGUGGAACAUCACCGGCGAACAGGUUUGGGAAGACCGCACCAGGGGUCUAUGGAACGCCACCCACGUCUUCUUCACCGACGAAAAAAUCAUGUACGAAGUCGCUUGCGAACCCUCUGGCAACUGCAACGUGGAUCAACAUUUCUUCAAAGCCUACCUAGCCCGCUGGAUCGCCGCAUCCUCAAAAGUCGCACCCUUCUUGGCUCCACUUAUAAAACCCUACCUCCAAGCCUCCGCCCUGGGCGCCGCAUCCUCCUGCUCCGGCGGCACGGACGGCGUAACCUGCGGCACGAAAUGGUUCAACAACGUCACCGCCACUUCCCCCGUAGGCUGGGAUCAAACCUACGGUGUAGGACAACAAUUAUGCGCACUCGAAGUCAUCCAGAGUAACUUGAUCGAGAAUGUUAAGGGGCCUGUGACGAACAGUACGGGAGGAACCAGUACUGGAGAUGAUGCUGCGGGGGGUAGUGGGAGUAGUGAUCCGAAUCGGUUGAGUAAGAUUACGGCGGCGGAUAGGGCGGGGGCGGUGAUUAUUACUUUGAUUGUACUUGGAGGUUGGAUUGGGGGGAUGGUGUGGUUGAUCAUUUAG
This is a messenger RNA of Aureobasidium pullulans EXF-150, 1695 nucleotides long. Its product is annotated as mannan endo-1,6-alpha-mannosidase. Bases 331 to 1695 code for a protein of 454 amino acids. Gene Ontology annotation, molecular function: mannan endo-1,6-alpha-mannosidase activity. Lineage: Eukaryota; Fungi; Ascomycota; Dothideomycetes; Dothideales; Saccotheciaceae. Gene Ontology annotation, biological process: carbohydrate catabolic process; fungal-type cell wall biogenesis. The transcript has 3 exons. The record is from RefSeq and is a predicted model, not a curated record.